Molecule: messenger RNA, 1741 nt
Organism: Danio aesculapii
Lineage: Eukaryota; Metazoa; Chordata; Actinopteri; Cypriniformes; Danionidae
Gene: mtch2
Product: mitochondrial carrier homolog 2
Exons: 13
Coding region: 66-968 (300 amino acids)
Biological process (GO): positive regulation of apoptotic process
Cellular component (GO): membrane; mitochondrion
Source: RefSeq, a predicted model, not a curated record
GUUUUUCGCGUAUUACCAUCGGCAGUUCUCUGUCAAGGAGGGGGACGUUUCGGAUCGUCUUGGUAAUGGCGGACACAUGUGGCCAAGUCCUCCUUGGGUCUGGAUUAACAGUCCUUUCCCACCCUCUUAUGUACAUCAAGGUUUUAGUUCAGGUCGGACAUGAACCUCUCCCUCCCACCCUAGGACGGAAUAUGUUUGGUCGACAAGUGUACCAACUUCCCGGGCUUUUUGCAUAUGCCAAACACAUUAUCAAGAUUGAUGGAAAAGCAGGUCUGUUUAAGGGUCUCGCCCCAAGGCUGUGUGCUGGGACCAUUGGCACCAUUGUCCACAGUAAAGCCUUGCAGAAGUGCCAGGAGGAAAAAAUUGAGGUGUUGGGAAGCAGUCUGAAAUCAGACGAAGGGUCUCUGCAACGUGUAGUAAAUGAGACCACUAAAGAGAUGAUUGCACGCUCAUGUGCUACAGUUGUCACACACCCUUUUCAUGUGAUCACACUCAGAUGUAUGGUCCAGUUUAUUGGCAGAGAAGCCAAAUACAGUGGUGUUUUUGACUCCAUAGUUACCAUAUACAGAGAGGAGGGAAUCCUGGGAUUUUUUGCUGGCCUCAUUCCUCGUCUACUGGGAGACGUUCUUUCCCUGUGGAUCUGCAACAUGCUUGCUCACUUCAUAAACACAUACACUAUAGAUGAGUCGACGAGUCAUACAGGAGAGAUCAAGAACUGCUCUCAGGCUGUGACUGGGUUUUUCGCAAGUAUGCUGACCUAUCCAUUUGUAUUGGUGUCCAACAUGAUGGCAGUAAAUAACUGUGGGCUGGCUGGAGGUCUGCCACCUUAUGCUGCCAUUUAUCCCAACUGGCUGCACUGCUGGAGUCACCUGAGCCGAGAGGGCAACAUGAGCAGAGGCAACAGCCUGUUCUUCAGAAAGCUGCCCGCUGGGAAGACUUAUGCCAUCGAGCAGAAGAGAUUUUUUUGAGUGGGGAAAGCCAUGAGCAUAGUCUAUAAUUCUGAUAAUAUAAUUGAGCUGGCCCACAAUGUUGGACUCCUAACCCUUCUUAUGCACUUGUUUAAGAUGACAACCGUUUUUUGAUAAUCAGUUUCCAGCAUCAGCCUCCAGGAUUAUUACUGUUAAUUUUAUCAGUACAUUUUCACUACAUUGUCGUUUGCUUUGAUUUCGGAACAUGAAGAGCUUUAUUUUAAUACCCAGGGAUUUGUAUACAUGACCAAGGAAAAUAAACCGCAGUAUAACUUCAGCAGAGCACCUGAGGGCGCUCUAGACCAUCUGUGCCUGGAUCCAGUACAGGCCCCUUACAUCUCCUUUUGUUUUUUUGCUUGGUAAUGCUUGUCAGUAAAACAGUAAUUAUUAUACAUCUGUAGUUGUUUCUACUGGUUCAUGCACUGACUGACUGACAAAAACCUGAAGUUCUCUGCCCUGUUAAUAGUUAAUGAUUUGUGCGUGUGUGUGUUUAUGUGAGAGGAAGAUUGUGCAGCACCUUGAGCCACUACAUUGUCUAUCUGAUGUCUACCAGAUGUGUUUUGCGUAAGUUUGCUAAGCUUGACCCCACCCUGGUUGUUUUGAUAGAUAAGAGACUGUGGCUUCAUAUCAGUGAGUGAUUUAGGACAGUGUGUGUGGUGUGGUUGUCAACUUCUACACACAUUUUUCAUCAGAGCUCUGGUCUAGUCAGAAUAAAUAUGAGAUUUUUAUUUCCGAUGAUGUUAUAAUUGACCCAAAUAAAUGUGAGAAUGCUU